UGAAAAUAGAAGAGGUUCAGUCCAUGUCGAAGAAACAACGUGUUGCUACCCACACUCACAUCAAAGGCCUUGGUCUUGAGGCCAGUGGAAGAGCAUUGCCAUUUGCUGCUGGGUUUGUGGGGUAAGCCGAGGCUAGAGAAGCAUGUGGCCUUGUGGUUGACAUGAUACGCCAGAAGAAGAUGGCUGGCCGUGCCCUCCUCCUUGCCGGACCGCCUGGGACCGGCAAGACUGCUUUAGCACUCGGGAUAUGUCAGGAGCUCGGAACCAAGGUUCCAUUUUGCCCAAUGGUUGGCUCAGAAGUAUACUCAUCAGAAGUAAAGAAGACAGAAGUUCUUAUGGAAAAUUUCCGACGGGCUAUUGGUCUGCGUAUUAAGGAAAACAAGGAAGUAUAUGAAGGAGAGGUAACCGAGCUCUCUCCAGAAGAAACUGAGAGCGUAACAGGCGGUUAUGGUAAAAGUAUUAGUCAUGUGAUAAUUGGGUUGAAGACAGUGAAAGGAACCAAGCAACUCAAGUUGGACCCCACCAUAUAUGAUGCUUUGAUUAAGGAAAAGGUAGCUGUUGGGGAUGUUAUAUAUAUUGAAGCAAAUAGUGGGGCUGUGAAAAGGGUAGGCCGAAGUGAUGCUUUUGCUACAGAGUUUGACCUUGAAGCAGAGGAAUAUGUUCCACUUCCUAAAGGAGAGGUUCACAAAAAGAAGGAGAUUGUUCAGGAUGUAACCCUACAUGAUCUGGAUGCUGCCAAUGCACGACCUCAAGGAGGGCAAGAUAUUCUAUCUCUUAUGGGUCAGAUGAUGAAACCCAGGAAAACAGAAAUCACUGACAAGUUGAGACAAGAAGUUAAUAAGGAGGUUGUCAACCGAUAUAUUGAUGAAGGUGUAGCAGAGCUUGUUCCCGGAGUUCUGUUUAUUGAUGAGGUGCAUAUGCUAGAUAUGGAGUGUUUUUCCUAUCUUAAUCGUGCUUUAGAGAGCUCCCUAUCUCCAAUAGUUAUCUUUGCUACAAAUAGAGGAAUUUGCAAUGUGAGAGGGACUGAUAUGGCCAGUCCUCAUGGCAUACCUGUUGACCUGCUGGACCGGCUGGCGAUCGUUCGAACACUAAUCUAUGGUCCUGCUGAGAUGAUACAGAUUCUAGCUAUCCGUGCUCAAGUAGAGGAACUGGUUGUGGAUGAGGAAAGUUUAGCUUUCCUAGGGGAGAUUGGACAAAGGACAUCUUUAAGGCACGCGGUUCAGCUUUUAUCACCUGCCAGCAUUGUUGCACAAAUUCACUCUUCAUUUCAUUCUUCAUCAAACAGCCUACACCUUCUCAACAUAAACAAUGCGAUCCACAGCAUUGGUAAACCGGAAUCUCAGCUGGUCCAUGGAGUUAAUCCCGUUAACAUCGCAGAAUUGUCUCCAGCCCCCUACACAUCUUUGCAACUCCAGAAUUUUGAAGGACAUGAAUGCGAUAUUCCCCGGGAUACAGGAAGGGACCAAUGAAAACCCAGCUUUGGACACCUGCAUCCUUGAUAUAUGCAGCAGCAGAUGGGGGAAGAGGCUGGGUUUCAAAUAACAAAAAUAAUCAAUAAUACAGCCAACACAUAAUCAAAUAUUAAAAAAAAAUUAACAAAAAAAAACACGUAAAUAAAUAAUUAAUGCUAAAUAUAUAACUACAAUCUGAUUUCUGGAAAAAUGUUCUGCAGUGAGCUGGCAUGUGAAA
This is a messenger RNA of Lotus japonicus, 1689 nucleotides long. Its product is annotated as ruvB-like protein 1. The coding region runs from base 162 to 1469 and encodes 435 amino acids. Lineage: Eukaryota; Viridiplantae; Streptophyta; Magnoliopsida; Fabales; Fabaceae. Gene Ontology annotation, cellular component: Ino80 complex; R2TP complex; NuA4 histone acetyltransferase complex. The record is from RefSeq and is a predicted model, not a curated record. The transcript has 11 exons. Gene Ontology annotation, molecular function: ATP binding; DNA helicase activity; ATP hydrolysis activity. Gene Ontology annotation, biological process: chromatin remodeling; regulation of transcription by RNA polymerase II; box C/D snoRNP assembly.